AUGAAGCCAUUACGGAACACGGCUCUAAGCCUAAAAUUACUUAUCGGACCUUUUGAUAUCGAGGUUGUUGUCUCGAACAGAGAGACAUCCACUGACGUUUUAGACAUGCACUUUUCAUGGAUUAAUGCAACACUUCCGGCGAAGCUGCUCUUCCGCCAUCAACUCAAAGGCAAGCUAUCGAUCACGCUUUGUGACCUGAGAUCCUCAGAUUUGAGUGUUUGUGCCAGCGAAAACGUGACGCAAGAGAUCCUGGCAAUUAUGUGGAUUGCUUUAUCACCGUUUCCUGCUGCAAAAAUACGUGCGGUCAAUCGUCGCGUCAUCGUACAUUGGUUGCUUCCGUUGGAUGCAGCGGCAGUUCGUUCAUGGUCAUUCGUUGGAGCGUGGGAGGAAAAAUAUCUCUGCGAAGUUGAGGUGGAAGAUUCAAUUCUGAUGAAGAGCAUGACUGGCAAAAGUCCGUGCAAGUUGGCCGCUGAGAAUAAACUUCGGCUGGUUGUUUUGGACCAUAAAAAUAUCGAUCGAAUUGGCGAUAAAAUGAAGUUUGCUUCUAUAUGUGCCAAUGUUCGCGAGGUAAGUUGA
Molecule: messenger RNA, 576 nt
Organism: Gongylonema pulchrum
Lineage: Eukaryota; Metazoa; Nematoda; Chromadorea; Rhabditida; Gongylonematidae
Source: the annotation of a GenBank genome assembly